This is a messenger RNA of Centruroides sculpturatus (bark scorpion), 1252 nucleotides long. RefSeq lists its product as uncharacterized. The transcript is spliced from 7 exons. The record is from RefSeq and is a predicted model, not a curated record. NCBI's taxonomy places the organism in Eukaryota, Metazoa, Arthropoda, Arachnida, Scorpiones, Buthidae. Bases 59 to 1171 code for a protein of 370 amino acids.
CAAGUCAUUCGAUAUUUACAGUUCUUUAUUAUCUGUGUAUCAAGAAUAAUCUGCAGAAAUGGCAAUCAUUUUACCAGUAUUGUUUACAUAUGCUAUGGUUGGGAUUACUUUUGAUUACAAAAAUUAUGUAAAAGAAAAUUUUGCUAUUUAUGGCACUUUAUAUGAUAAAUCAACAGUAAAAAUCGAUGAGAAAUAUUCUUCACAAUAUAAAGUGAUCGAAAUUCCUAAAGACGUCAGAGAUCUUUAUGAUAUUGAUGCAAGAUUAUCUUUGCGUAUGAAACUCUAUUCUUAUAGAUCGAAUUCUUUCAUUGAUAAUUUAAUUAAAAAUUCUAUCGGGAAAAAACGCAACGAUGUAGAAAUCCAAAUUUAUGUUCAAUAUCAAAAGAGUAUAGUAGGAAUUCCCGAAGAUGCUAAACCAUCCUAUGACUUAGAAUCAAGGCUUAAUAAAUCUUCUAGCACUCAUUUUGUCAAGAGAACAAGAAACGGUGCAAUAAUACAAAUAACACUCAUAUUUCCUUGUAAAUCUGAGGAUCAUCGACAAAAAGUUUUAAAGGUUGUACUAAGCCAUUUACAAAAAUCUGGUACAUUCGAUAAAAACUUUAUUGAGGGACUUCAGAAUGUCGAAAAAGAACUUGGAAGUGAUUACCCUGGAUUCUAUUUUCGACAACAAUAUUGUGCUGGAUGUAGAUCAUUCUUAAAAAAUAACUUGAAAGAUAUUUUAGAAACAGCUGAAAAUCUAAAUGAGAUGUUGAAAAAUAACAAUGGGGUUCCAAUUAAGAUGGAACUAGAAGAUCUUUCAACUGUGUUUAAGGGUCUGCCAGCAUUUGAAGAAAACCAGGAAAUAAUUAAAAAAUUGGAUGAAGUUGAAGAAUUAUACAACGAUAUUAAAAUUGCAAGAGAAACUUUCUUAGAUUGGGAUUACGAUAGACCUAUACCGGAUGAUAAUGACUCGGAAGAAGAAAAAAUGGUUCGACAAUUUCAUGUUGAUUUACAACAUGCAAGAGAUGCAUUUACAGCAGCUAUAAUUAAUCUAGAUAUUUCUUCAUCGGCUUCAAUAAAUCAAUUCGAUGAAGCUUAUAAGGCGUAUGGACCUACAGACACACACGAUCGGUUCCAAAAGAGAUUGGAAGAAAUACAAAAGAAAUUCGAUAAAAUUCAUUCUAAACAUUAAGAUAUGCGUUUGUUGUUCAAUGUAUAUUUUUUAAUAUGAAUAAAUAUGUUACAAUAUAGAAGAGUUACAGACAAACUGAAA